Molecule: messenger RNA, 393 nt
Organism: Cetraspora pellucida
Lineage: Eukaryota; Fungi; Glomeromycota; Glomeromycetes; Diversisporales; Gigasporaceae
Source: the annotation of a GenBank genome assembly
AUGUCUAAAGUGCAUAUUUCCACUGAUAUGACCAUUGAAAACAGACAUAUUUUAUUAAGAGCUGAAUAUUUACAUGAAAUGGAACAGUCAGAACUUGUUCUACGAGGAGAUGAGUAUUCGAAAUUCAUAAAGGAAUAUGAUCAUGCUAUGUCAACUUUGCAAACUUCUCUAAAGGCAAUGGAUAAAAGAAUGGAUAUAUUUCAUCAAAGAGUAAUAAAAUUUACUGCAAUCGUACUCGACGAUGCGAAUAUAAAAAGGGCUACUCCGGAUACUCCUCCUGUAUAUUUUUUAAACUUCGUAAAUACUCAUAAGAAGCUUAUGAAUGACAUUACUUGUGCUAUUGAUGCUGUGGAUAAGGCUACAUCCGAUUUUAAGAAAUCUCAUGAUCAUUAG